AUGAGUUUCACUCCACCACCACCACCAGUGUUCACUGGAGAAUACUAUCACAUCUGGAUAGUUAAAAUGAAUACAUACCUCCAGGCACACGAUCUCUGGAGUGUGAUCGAGAAUGAUGCUGAACCACCUUCAUUGAGAGCCAAUCCCACCAUUGCUCAAAUUAGGCAGCAUUCUGAGGAGCGAGCCAAGAAGCACAAGGCUAUAGCCUAUCUGCAAAAUGGAGUGUCUGAUGUGAUUUUCACUUGCAUCAUGGCCUGUGACUCACCAAAGCAGGCAUGGGAGAAGCUGAAGGAGGAGUUCAUGGGGACUGACAAAACAAGGCAGCAGCAAGUGAUCAACCUCAGGAGAGAUUUUGAGAAUUUAAGGAUGAAGGAGUCUGAGACCACCAAGCAGUACUCAGACAGAAUAAUGGCCAUUGUCAACAGUAUAAGGUUCCUUGGAGUAGACUUCACAGAGAGCAGAGUUGUUGAAAAGCAAAUGAGGGCAAAUAGGCAGGAAGAAAAUCCUGAAGCUGCUUUCCAGGUUAAAGCUAGUGAGGGCUCGAGUAUGAGUGUAAAAGGCAAAAAGCCUUGGCACAAUAGGAGAGUCAAAUCAGGAAGAGAUGAAGCAAAAAAUGUGUGCAAGGGCAAGCCAAAAGAGGCUACUCAGCAACAGGCUAGACCUGCUGAGGAUUUACAAACUCAGGAGGAGCAUGUAUUCAUAGCAACCUGUUAUGUUGGCACAACAAAAGCCAGGAGUGAAUGGCUAUUAUCCCUCUAUUUGGUCCAAUCUCAUGGUGCAGCAGUUCCAUAG
Messenger RNA from Gossypium raimondii (Peruvian cotton), 792 nucleotides. RefSeq lists its product as uncharacterized. Bases 1 to 792 code for a protein of 263 amino acids. NCBI's taxonomy places the organism in Eukaryota, Viridiplantae, Streptophyta, Magnoliopsida, Malvales, Malvaceae. The record is from RefSeq and is a predicted model, not a curated record. The transcript has 3 exons.